CAGGAAGUCCCGCCCUGUUUGAGUCCCGCCCGCUAGCAGAACCAGCUUUCGUCUCGCCUAGAGUCCCAACUUCACUCUGCUCCUACUAACAUGUCUUUACACCACACAGCGACAGAUACUUCCCGUUUGUGUCGGUCUACUUAGCUACACAAUAAGUACCCUGCUUUGCGGAUUAACUCCAAUAAGAGGCGCUGGUUAGCCAUUUUGUUAUUGUUCGAGUUGGCGUUCGAUAGCUCCAUUCAUCCACGCCCGCCCCCCUUGUGCUCGCAGCUCUGUCCCGCCGUCAUGCAGUUCGUAGACGACCCGUCGGUGCUCACUAAGGAUAAGCUGAAGAGUGAGUUGCUAGCUCACAACGUGGAGCUGCCGAGCGGCAACCAAGCUAAGGACGUAUACGUGCAGCUUUACCUCAAAAACUUGACCGCCCAGAACAAAAAGCAUGUGGCGGCCAUAACUUCUGACGCGUUCUCUAGCGACGAGGAGCUGCCGCCGCCUGUUGUGUCCAACAGAAGUCGGUCUUCCGGCAAAAAAGCACCUCGGAAAACUGACAAAAUCCCAGUGGAGCUGGACGUGACAACGCUGACUGACGAAGACCUGAGAGAAGAACUGAUCAAGCAUGGAGUGCAUGCUGGCCCGAUUGUGGCAUCUACUCGUCAGCUGUACGAGAAGAAGUUGCAGAAGCUCCUUGAUGGUGGUUCUGCACAGGAAGCAAUAACAAAGACAGUGGUCACAGAGAUUAAAAUAACCCACAAUGGCAACUCUGAAUCAGAACUCUACAGUGACAAGGAGGAUGAUGUGAUAGUCGAAGAACCUGAGGCUGAGCCAGUUCCAGUGGUGGAGAAGCCAGUAAGAAGCAGAGGGAAGACACCAAUCACAACACGCACACGGAGCAGCCAAUACAAGACUCAAAUACUGCUUGAGGAUCUCAGGCCUGUAAUAAAUCAUCAGGUCACAUUGGAGUCCAACCGAAAUGUUUGCAACAGGUUGGAAAGUCCUGCUCAGGCUGAGCCUUUGGCAGCCUCAUCUUGGCCCAUUCAGGCCCGGCCAGAGGAACAAAGCCCGCAACCAGCUGCCAAGCAAUCCAGGGCUUCCCUCCCUUUGAUUUGCUAUACAAAAAUUGAUCCAGUGACGUUUAGUCCUAUGCGAAAUGUCUCACCCAUUAAAAAGCAAGAGUCCCACUGGUCAGUUUUAGAGCAGUUUGGAUCCAAACCAAGCAGUGGGAAAGCAGUGGUGGAGAAGAUAGCAGCCAGUGACCAAACCCCUAAGGUGGACAAGAAGGAUGUUCUGAAAGACCUGUUCCCCAAUGACAUCAACAGUUCACUCGGAAUUACGGCCACUUGCAGACGACCUAUCCGGGGAGCUGCCGGACGCCCCGUCACCUCCCGUGAUCUCUUGAAUGAUGAAAACUCCUACUUUUCUUCCAAAACGGCUCAAAUACUCAGCAACUCCACCUCUUCAUCCUACACAGAGAACCGUAUCAUCAACAGAGUCAGCAGUGUGCCAACCUUCUCCCCCAACCUCUUGCCCAGCACCACCAAGCUCUUGUCUGCCGUGCCCCCUGCUGCUCCAACCAAAGUAGCACGCCCAGGCAUGGCGCUGUGGAAAAAGAUGCUUCUGUUGGUGAUAGCAGCUGCUUUCCUGUUCUUUGUUUACCAAGCUAUGGAAACCAAUUCCAUCAACCCAUUUUCAGCAGAAAGCUCAGAGGUGGUGAGUGGUAGCAAAGCAUAAAAGUUCACCAAAAGGACAGUUUGCUCAUAAUUCGUUUUUCUGUGAAUCACCAUUAGUCAUUUUUUAAAGACUAUAACAUGCAAAAAUGUAACACCAUAGCUAACAUUUUUGUCUUUUUUAUUGCAUUAUUGCAUGGUGUGAGUGGAUGUAGUGUUCAUUAGAUUAGUCAUUAACAGUCUUGAAAAUGGAAUUUAAAAAUGUAUUUUUUUUAUUUGAACCUUCUUGAUAAGACUUGUUAUCCAAAUAAUUUUACAUUUUAAGCCUCAUCAAUAUUUUUCUUAAAUGUUCUUCUUAUAAUAAAUGGAAAUGUAAGAUUUGACCAAAUUAUGUAUUCAUGUAAUAAAUAUUGAAUAUAUUCUCAAUAAACUAUAAUAUGGAA
Messenger RNA from Nerophis ophidion (straightnose pipefish), 2104 nucleotides. RefSeq names its product thymopoietin a (gene tmpoa). The transcript is spliced from 8 exons. Lineage: Eukaryota; Metazoa; Chordata; Actinopteri; Syngnathiformes; Syngnathidae. The record is from RefSeq and is a predicted model, not a curated record. Bases 286 to 1725 code for a protein of 479 amino acids. Gene Ontology annotation, molecular function: DNA binding.